Molecule: messenger RNA, 2393 nt
Organism: Fopius arisanus
Lineage: Eukaryota; Metazoa; Arthropoda; Insecta; Hymenoptera; Braconidae
Gene: fwe
Product: Calcium channel fwe
Exons: 5
Coding region: 111-677 (188 amino acids)
Biological process (GO): vesicle-mediated transport
Cellular component (GO): membrane
Source: RefSeq, a predicted model, not a curated record
CAGUAUUCAGUGUGUGCGUGUAAAAAGUCAAGAACAAGGGGCCUUAAACAGUGGAGGUGUCAGCUGACGAGUGUCUGAUCAACGUCAAAAGUUGAAAAAAUAAAUUCACAAUGUCGUUCGGUGAAAAAAUAGCAUCCAUAAUGGAGCGUCCUGGACAGGAUCCGGUGAGCAAGGAUGAUGUACCCUGGUACAUGAAAUAUGCUGGUCGUGGAGUAGGAACUGUCGGAGGUUUCAUUGCGAUUUUCCUGGGGGCUUGGAACUGCAUUGGAAUUCUUUUGGGUGAUGUAUCGUGUUUGAUCAGUGGAAUGUGGCAAAUGGUGGCUGGAUUUCUGGUGAUAAUCAUCGAGGCUCCUUGCUGCUGUAUGUUCCUCGAUUUUGUUCAAUCUGUCAGUGAUAAUGUGGAGAGGCGGCCGUAUUGGAAUCGAGCCGCCGUUUAUUGUAUAAUUGCGCUUCCAGCGAUUUUUCUGUGCUUGGGGGUAUCCAGUAUACUAGGCAGCGGUCUGAUAUUUGCUACUGGGGUAAUAUACGGUCUCAUGUCUAUCGGAAAGAAGGCAUCGAUUGACGAUAUGAGUGCAGCAGCAGGGAAUCCCCAAGCACCUGCAGCCACAAUGCGAUCGAAUCUCGUUGAUAAUGCCCAGCCAAUAGGUUUCACCAGUAAACCAGAUAGUAAUGUUUGAUUUGAGUAGUCAUCAAUGGAAUUUAUUCUUUCUCUAAGUGAAUGUGGUGGACAAUGAGUGAUUUGGGAGAUCAAUUUUAUGAUUAGAUUUAUCACAUUUUUUUAAAUCGAAUGUAAAAGGUGAAUGUUCUUUGAGGUAGUCGAAUGGGUGCUCUAGUCAUCCCUCAAUUAUUGUGUUUGCGUAUUUUUCUGACUCAUUUGACUGGACGCUGACUAGAAAUAAAGGAUAGACUUUUGAGACUGGAAUAUUCUUUUUAGAGAUCGCAAAUGUAUUUUUCUUUUCAAGCGUUUCUGUUAUUUUUUAACAGUUGGAAGACAGGUGAUCAUUUCUAUCUGUAAAUUCAGGAUGAUUUUUGCUCAUUUUUUCAAUGAUUUUAAGGUACGAAUGAAUGUGCCAAAGCUAGUUUCACAUUCAGAUGAUUUUUUUUGUUUCGGAUAAACUUUUUAGAGGACAUUUUUUCGGGUUUCUGAUUACAAAAGACAUUCACAGCUUCCUGAUGCAUUCCCGAAGGAGGUGUUCGUUGUUUUUUUUAAGGGAAAGAAUUGCAAAAAGAAGUUGAAAUGAUAGAAUUCAUCUUCGAUUAAUGUUUAAAUAGUGUAACAUUAAUGGAUUGCAAUAUUCAAAGAAUAGAACCACACGAAACAACACAUGAAAAUCCUCCGAAAUUUAUUAAUAAGUAUUAUUUAUUUAAGAGUUAAAAGACUUGAAAAUAAAAAAGUGCAUCGAGUCUAUCCAUUUUGAGUGAACAUUUCGAUUGCAAAUUCCUUUAGAUUUUUUUUCCGCCAAAAAUUCGAGGAUUCAUUGAUGUAUUGAACAAUUGAAUAAUUCAGUCGUUUUACUCGAUUACAAAAUACUCGCUCCUCGCAUUAAUUCCUUUCUUACUGGGAAGACAUAUCGAACUUGGGAAGUAAUAAUUCAUGAUAAAGUUAACAAUAUUGAACAAUUUAUUCUUGAAUAAGGACGAUUGUUUUGAAUCAAGAAUCAGACAAUUGAUUCGAGGAAUUUUCUUUUCCAGUGUUUGAUGUAAAAAUAAUAGGGCCUCGUUAAAUCAUUAAGCAAUAAUACGAAAUAAUUCUCACAUCUUCGUGAGUGACGUACGAAGAUCAUUGUAAAUUAUAUAGAACCUGUGAACAAAACGUGUAUUAUUACAAAUUUUUGAGAACAUUGCGAUGAGUAAAGGAAUAUUUCGAAGAUUGGGUCAUGAAAAUUUAAUAUCCUUUAAAUGUGCGUGAAUAAAAAUAAAAUAAUACCUUUCAUUUAAUUAUUUUUGAAAAUUAGAUGCGCAAAAUUCAGUGGAAAUAUACGAGGCGAUUUGUACUUUUUUUUUUAUCACCACCCUAAGCAGAUUCAGAAAGAAAAACUAUAAUUAAUGUAGAAAAUUCUCAGGAGGCUUGCUAGAAUUGAACAAAAAUCCACAACGUAUCGAUUAUGUUUCAGUUGGAAAAUUUAGCAGUAGCAAUUAUCGCAUUAAUUGCCAUCAUCUAUUAGAAAAAUGAACGAGAUAACUGGAAAUAUCGUGUAGCAAAUUUAGGUGUUAAUUCAUGGUUUAUUGAGUGAAAAAUUAAACUCCAAGGAUGGAGAGAUUAUUCUCGACAUUUCGAGGUGUUCAAGUUAUGUGAAAUGAAAUUGUCAAUAUGAAUAUACUAUUAAGUUGAAAAUAUGAAGUGUUUUGUUUAAAACCUAACUCAAAAAAUAUUAAAUCACUGCUUUUUUUUA